UUUAAUCUACACAAAGGCAAGAAAUAUCAUAUCAUCAAUGGCGAUUCCUUUGUCUUCUACCAUUGUUUUCCCAUUUUCAACUAAAUCACAGCUUCUUCCUAACCAAACCCUUUUCUCCAUUAAUUCGUCUUCAGAUUCUCAUUGUUCAUGGACAUUGAGAACUCAACUUCUUCUUCAUCAACCAUGUUUGGCAUUGUCUAAAAGAACCAGGAAAAAUGUAUUGUCCGCCAUAUCUACUGACUCGGAAGUAUCGACUCGGUCGGCUGAGGCUGAGACUGAGUUGGCCAAGAAAUGGAGGGAGAUCCAUGGAAGUAAUGAUUGGGUUGACUUGCUUGAACCGAUGAAUCCUAUUCUCCGAUCUGAAUUAAUUAGAUAUGGAGAAAUGACACAAGCAUGUUACGAUGCAUUUGUGUAUGACCCAUAUUCCAAGUAUUGUGGUACCUCAAGAUACGCUUUGGAAAGCUUCUUCCAAAGCCUAGGCAUGGAAAACCAAGGCUACCAAGUCACUCGCUUCCUUUACGCCACCGGCAAUAUCCAAAUGCCUAAUUUAUUCAUCAAGCCUCGUUGGCCCAAGCUGUGGAGCAAGCAUGCCAAUUGGAUAGGGUACGUGUCGGUUUCUGAUGAUGAGACUUCAAAGCGUUUGGGGAGACGUGACAUCGUUAUUGCGUGGAGAGGGACAGUGACAAGGCUAGAGUGGGUGGCAGAUUUGACAAAUUAUUUGAAUCCUAUUUCAUCAGGAAAAAUUCAAUGUCCUGAUCCAGCUGUGAAGGUGGAAUCUGGGUUUCUGGAUUUAUAUACUGACAAGGAAAAUGAGUGCAAUUUUUGUAAAUUUUCUGCUAGAGAACAAAUCUUGGCAGAGAUGAAACGACUAUUGGAGAAGUUUAAGGAUGAGGAAGUGAGCAUCACGUUAACUGGUCACAGCCUUGGUAGUGCUUUGGCAAUGAUAAGUGCGUAUGAUAUUGCCGAAACAGGCUUGAACAAGACAGCAGAUGGUCGCGAUGUACACAUUUCCGUUUUCUCCUUUGCAGGUCCUCGAGUGGGUAACAUCCGAUUUAGGGAACGACUGAAUAACCUAGGCGUAAAGGUAUUGAGAGUAGUGAAUGUUCAUGAUAUAGUACCAAAAUCACCUGGACUUUUCUUCAAUGAAAACUUACCACCAUGGCUAUUGAAGAUGAUUGAAUGGCUUCCAUGGACUUACAUACACGUUGGUGUUGAGCUCAAAUUGGAUCACUUGGAUUCACCGUAUCUACGACGUUCUACCGAUGCCGGUUGUUCACAUAAUUUGGAGGCUCAUUUACAUCUACUCGCCGGAUAUCAAGGGAAGGGUAUGAAGUUUGAGCUUGCAAUUGGGAGAGAUCCAGCAUUGGUGAAUAAAUCAUGUGAUUUCUUAGAAGAUAAAUAUGUGGUUCCACCAAUGUGGAGACAAGAUGAGAACAAAGGCAUGAUAUAUGUUGAUGGUCGUUGGGUGUUUGCUGAGAGGGAAAAUAUUGAUGGUCACCCUGAAGAUACACAUCAUCAUCUCAAAGAAAUAGGGUUGUUUUCGGACAGCAAUUAAAAUAUCUAUGUCGAUAGAAAAAUUUGAUCUCUUAAUUUUAUGGAUUUGUCGCAGAGAUAUUCUUAAAAAAAUGUUAAUCAAGAAAUUUUUACAACUUCUAAAAUCCAACGGUUUGUAUUUAUGCUCAUAUAGGUGAAUUUUUUUAAGGGGAAGUUUAUAUGUGUUUUUGUAUAAAAUAUUUUGGGUGUUCUUUUAA
Messenger RNA from Benincasa hispida (wax gourd), 1751 nucleotides. RefSeq names its product phospholipase A1-Igamma2, chloroplastic-like. Gene Ontology annotation, molecular function: glycerophospholipase activity. NCBI's taxonomy places the organism in Eukaryota, Viridiplantae, Streptophyta, Magnoliopsida, Cucurbitales, Cucurbitaceae. Gene Ontology annotation, biological process: lipid metabolic process. The record is from RefSeq and is a predicted model, not a curated record.